Messenger RNA from Jaculus jaculus (lesser Egyptian jerboa), 1928 nucleotides. It is a transcript of the gene Hars1, whose product is annotated as histidyl-tRNA synthetase 1. Gene Ontology annotation, biological process: histidyl-tRNA aminoacylation; mitochondrial translation. Gene Ontology annotation, cellular component: mitochondrion; cytoplasm. NCBI's taxonomy places the organism in Eukaryota, Metazoa, Chordata, Mammalia, Rodentia, Dipodidae. The record is from RefSeq and is a predicted model, not a curated record. The transcript is spliced from 13 exons. Gene Ontology annotation, molecular function: identical protein binding; ATP binding; histidine-tRNA ligase activity. Bases 65 to 1594 code for a protein of 509 amino acids.
CCCGAGCUCUCCUGAGUACGCCUAUUCGGGUGCGGGCCGCGGCGAGCUGCGGGUGGCAGCCGGGAUGGCCGACCGCGCCGCGCUGGAGGAGCUGGUGCGGCUUCAGGGAGAGCAUGUGCGGGGCCUCAAGCAGCAGAAGGCCAGCGCCGACCAGAUCGAGGAAGAAGUGGCAAAACUCCUGAAACUGAAGGCACAGCUGGAUCCUCAUGAAAGCAGACAGAAGUUUGUGCUUAAAACCCCCAAGGGCACAAGAGACUAUAGUCCCCGGCAGAUGGCAGUUCGUGAGAAAGUAUUUGAUGUCAUCAUCCGCUGCUUCAAACGCCAUGGAGCAGAAGUGAUAGAUACACCUGUUUUUGAACUAAAGGAGACACUAACUGGAAAGUAUGGAGAAGACUCAAAGCUUAUCUAUGACCUGAAAGACCAGGGUGGGGAGCUGCUGUCCCUUCGUUAUGACCUCACUGUCCCUUUUGCUCGAUAUUUGGCAAUGAACAAGCUGUCCAACAUCAAGCGCUACCACAUAGCAAAGGUGUAUCGACGGGAUAAUCCAGCCAUGACCCGAGGCCGUUAUCGUGAAUUCUACCAGUGUGAUUUUGACAUUGCUGGCCAAUUUGACCCCAUGAUCCCUGAUGCAGAGUGCCUGAAGAUCAUGUGUGAGAUCCUAAGUUCACUUCAGAUAGGCGACUUCCUGGUCAAGAUAAAUGAUCGGCGCAUCCUGGAUGGUAUGUUUGCCAUCUGUGGUGUUCCUGAUAGCAAGUUCCGUACCAUCUGCUCUUCAGUGGACAAGCUGGACAAGGUCUGCUGGGAGGAAGUGAAGAAUGAGAUGGUGGGAGACAAGGGCCUUGCACCUGAGGUGGCCGACCGCAUUGGGGAUUAUGUUCAGCAGCAUGGUGGAGUAUCUCUAGUGGAGCAACUGCUCCAGGAUCCUAAACUGUCCCAAAACAAGCAGGCCUUAGAGGGUUUGGGAGACCUGAAGCUGCUGUUUGAAUAUCUGACUCUGUUUGGCAUUGACGACAAGAUCUCCUUUGACCUGAGCCUUGCUCGAGGGCUUGACUAUUACACUGGGGUCAUCUAUGAGGCAGUGCUACUACAGACCCCAACCCAGGCAGGAGAAGAGCCCCUGGGUGUGGGCAGUGUAGCCGCUGGAGGUCGCUAUGAUGGGCUAGUGGGCAUGUUUGACCCCAAAGGGCGCAAAGUGCCAUGUGUUGGCCUCAGCAUUGGGGUGGAGCGGAUAUUCUCCAUCGUGGAGCAGAGACUGGAGGCUUUGGAGGAAAAGGUACGCACCACAGAGACACAGGUGCUUGUGGCAUCUGCACAGAAGAAGCUGCUGGAGGAGAGACUGAAACUUGUCUCUGAGCUGUGGGAUGCUGGGAUCAAGGCUGAACUGCUCUACAAGAAGAACCCAAAGUUACUGAACCAGCUGCAUUACUGUGAGGAAGCAGGCAUCCCACUGGUGGCUAUCAUUGGCGAGCAAGAGCUCAAGGAUGGUGUCAUCAAGCUCCGUUCAGUGACGAGCAGAGAAGAGGUGGAUGUCCGAAGAGAAGACCUUGUGGAGGAGAUCAGGAGGAGGACAAGUGAGCCCUUACACAUCUGCUGAACUACCAACACUAACAGAGGAAAUUGGUCUGGCACUAUUUGAGGCUGAAACAAGACUGCAUAUGUACUUAAAUAAUUUUGCACACUUAAGUUCCAGCAAAAGUUGGCUGAAGGAUGACCAGAACAGAGACUAUUAUUAUUAUCUUAUUAUUGAUAAUCACUGGCAAAAAUAGCCAGGUAGUACUUCACUCUGGGGAGGGGCCUUAUGGAUGUAUUAGUUCAGUCUCUGCCUCCUAAAUUCCUGAGAUAGGCCCGAGAUGGCCUCGUUUGUCGUUUGCAGGGCCAAACAUGACAACUAUCACCAAAAGGUCCAAUAAAUGCCUCAACCUCUGAAA